Hyalella azteca is the source of this 420-nucleotide messenger RNA. RefSeq lists its product as uncharacterized. Lineage: Eukaryota; Metazoa; Arthropoda; Malacostraca; Amphipoda; Hyalellidae. The coding region runs from base 4 to 420 and encodes 138 amino acids. The record is from RefSeq and is a predicted model, not a curated record. The transcript is spliced from 3 exons.
GUCAUGUGCAGCGAGAUAUCCAGCACUUUGUUCAUAACUGUGCCAGUGAAUAUCACAACUGUCCUCAACUUCCCGCAUUCCCUGGUGUCCACAUCGAAGGAAUGUUCAUGCGCUGCCCUAGCGGUCAGCUACAGCUCCUUGCUCUACUGCUUCCUGGGCCUCGAGUGCCUGUUGGUGACUGGACAGCUGAACCACGUGCGAGGUCCGCAGACGGGCUCCUGGCAUUGCAAAACUCCUGCCGCUUCCUACACCGACGGCUGCACCCUCGACAACGGCACCAGCAUCAGCCUGUACACCACGCACCAGAGGUUCUGUCCCGACGACCUGAUCUGCUCGCCUACAGGACUAAUCCAGGGUGAGUACAGGACUAAAGAGGGUGAGUACAGGACUAAUAGAGGGGUCCACAACUUCAACGCUUAA